AUGGUAAUAGAACAAAAAUGGUGUCUAGGAAAACCAUCAUUAUUUACACAAUAUCGCAUCCGUUUUGCAAAUGAAUUACGUCUUGCUCAACAGCAUGAACAUUGUAAUAGUUUACAUCGUGAAAUAGCACUUGUUGAAGAAGACAUUACUCAAAUACUUAAACAAAUAACACCGAUUGAUUUUGCUCAAAUAAAUGAAAAAUUAAAUUCAUGUAUUACCUCAUGUCAAACUGAACAAAAACGUACUCUUAAAGAAUAUACUCGUGUAAAAAAACAAUUAAUUCAUCUUGCACUAAAACUUCUUAUUGGUAAUGCUUAUUUUCGUGCUCGUUAUAAUGAAAUUCCUAUUCAAACACAACCUGUAAAUAUUAAAAAACGACGAAAACGAUUAAAACUAACUAUUGAACAACAAUGGAAAAAAGGUAUAGGGGAUGCAUAUCGAAAAUUACAAAUACAACGAGAUAAAGAAAUUAUACCUAAACAUAAUGAAUUUGUUAAUAUUUCAAUACCCAUUGAACCGUUGCCUAUAAAUAAUGAUUAUCCUAUCGAUGACCCACCAAUUCUUACAGAGAAUAUCAUUGAUGAAAUAAAAGAACAUGAAUUUGUACCACCUUUACCACCGCCACCACUGAAUGAAAUUAUCAUUCCAUUUCAAACACCACCCUCAAUUACAUGUCGAUCACCGCCAUCAGAUCGACUUCAUCUAGCCAUCGAUGAUACGAUUGUUAAACCUCAUCGUCUUGUUAAUAAAACAUUGGGAAAUAUUACCCAAAUGUCAUUUCAUAUUGAUCCUGAUCAAUGUUCAUCGCCGAAACCAGAAGAUAGAAAAAAGAAAACUAAACUAAAGAAAUUAAUGUUACCACCAGUACCACCGCAAGCACCUUUAUUUAGUUCAACAGCUAUAUUUGAUACACAUGCCUUUUUUACUCAAACAACUAAUAAAGCAAAAAAACAAAAGAAAAAAAUUGAUAUUGCACGUCAACCUGUUAUAAUGACAACAAAUGAUAUACCAAAGAAAAAAAUACGAACGAAAAAAUCUUCUCCUUAUGAUUUUCAAGAUGAUGAUAAUAUGACAUUAUCAAGAUCGAAAGGUACAAAAUUAUUAACCGAUGAUAUAAUAACAGCUCGUUUUGCUAAAAAUAGUCAUUAUCAAAGUCAUCAAACAUCGGUGGCAAGUACAAAAUCUUCGAAAUCUCAUCAUAAAUCAAAUGAACGAGAACAUAAGAAAAAAAAGAAGAAUAUUUUGGGUAUUGGUACAUCAUCAAGUCCAUUAAUUUCAUCAACUAAUUUAACAUUAUCACCCGGACGAUUAUCAACAGAUGAUAAAGAUAACGAUGAUGAUUAUGAAAUGAAAUCAUCAUUAUCAAGACGUUGUAAUCGAACAAAGACAACAACUAAAUGUAGACGAACACGUGUAAAAUAA
Adineta steineri is the source of this 1422-nucleotide messenger RNA. Lineage: Eukaryota; Metazoa; Rotifera; Eurotatoria; Adinetida; Adinetidae. The record is from the annotation of a GenBank genome assembly.